Messenger RNA from Peronospora matthiolae, 1437 nucleotides. Lineage: Eukaryota; Oomycota; Peronosporomycetes; Peronosporales; Peronosporaceae. The record is from the annotation of a GenBank genome assembly.
AUGCCCGCCCUGUCUGCCAGCGCUGGGGCCACGUACGGCACGGCCGAGCCGAAAAGGUCCCAGCCCAGUCCACCUCGUCGCCUCGCGCAGUGGUACACGAACAUUGCGAUGAUCAACUUUGUCGAGUUCGCGGCUGAAUCCUCGCGUGGCGUGGUAUUGGCUACGCUCUUCCUCUACACCAAGUCACUGGGCGGCGAUUUGGCUUUCAUGGGCAUGCUCACGUCGCUCUUCUCCGUCGGAAGAUUGAUCUCAUCCACGGUCUUUGGCUGGAUGUGUGACCACUACUCGUUCCGCUCAGUCUACCUCGCGUCAUCCGGUAUUUGCCUCGUGGGGAACCUCAUCUACGUUUACGCUGAUCAGCACGGGGCCGGCAGCUUGACUGCACUUGCUGUUAGUCGGUUCAUUGUGGGUUUUGGAGCUGGCAACCGAAGCGUCUGUCGCGCUGACGUGGCAUCGAUCACGACCAUCAACCAGCGACUCACGUACCUGACAAUGCUGGCAACAGUCGUGUUCUUUGGCUACGCGUUGACUCCUGGGCUUGGCAGUCUAGUGGCCACGACGGACACGUACAUGUUGGGCAUUCACUUGAAUAAGUUUACGUCGCCGGGCAUGAUUCUCGUGGUAUUUAACCUGUUGACAAUAACGGGUAUGUUGACUGUGUACGAUGAAUCCGUUCAAGUGCACGAUGGUCCUGAGGAGUCGGUCAGCACGAACAACACGCUGAGCGACCCCACGAUUAUGCCCGAGCGUAUUGUGAACAUUGGAGCUGCCGUGUUCAUCUUCUUGAAUUUCAACGCCCGCGGCAUUCUAUCCGUGUUCGAGACUGUGAACAUUCCGCUGUUCAUCUUGGCGACGGGCAAGGACCCCGACAGUGUCAGUGCCGUGGUGGACGCGUCCAACUUCCAGUUCUACCUCGGCCUUCUGGGUUUGCUCACGUACUUUUCGAUCGAGUACUUUCGCCACAGUCUCCGAGAUGUGAGCUGGGUUCAGCUUGGCUUUGCGAUGCUUCUGGGAGGCAAUGUCCUACUCGUUGUGGGUCCCACGCUGCUUUCGUUCCCCCGACUGGCGAUUGCUGAGCUGCUUGUGUGGAGUGUGGGAUGUCCGAUUACGACUGCUGUGGUGCUUGCCGCCUUCUCAAAGCUGCUCGGUGGUCGUCCUCAGGGCACGCUAAUGGGCUUGCUCGGCUCGGCUGCUUCUGUCUCACGCAUUGUGCUGCCACUGUUGCCUGCUGCUCUCCCGUCACUGACUCCCGUGUUCUGGAUAAACAUCGUUCUCUGCGCGCUGAGCAUGUUCAUGCUGUGGUGGUACAGUCGACUAGUGCACAAGACCAAGAUGGAUAUGCUGGCUGACGUUGAGAACGCUUUCCGGAUUGCGUCUCCUCCGAACGACCCGCGGUCCCCGCUUGGUUCGGACAAGGUGGACUUCCCGGACAAGUAA